AUGGCCAUGUUGGACAAAGAUCUCGCCGCUGGAAAGACGGCACCAGAAUCACCGGAGUUCGCACCCUUGGACCGACCGUCUGACCUGGACGAUAAUUAUGAUCUGUACAAGCUAGCAGCGAGUACGGAUAUCGAGCCAAGGGAGGCCAGGGGAGUCUUGCGAAAGAUCGAUGUACGACUUGUGCCUCUACUUUUCUCGAUAUACCUCAUUCAGUACCUCGAUAAAAAUUCGAUCAACUUCGCGAGUGUCUAUGGUCUACAGAAGGGCACGAACCUUCAUGGUCAAGACUACUCUUGGCUAUCAUCGAUCUUUUAUUUCGGGUACCUCAUUUCGCAAUGGCCGUCAGGGUUUCUACUGCAGAGACUGCCUACGGGCAAAGUUAUUAGCGUGACAACCAUAUGUUGGGGCAUCGUCCUUCUCACCACACCUGCAUGUACGAGCUUUGCGGGCAUUGCUACGAACCGCUUUCUUCUUGGUUUCCUUGAAGCAACCAUCAACCCUGGCUUCGUGCUGAUUAUGUCGAUGUUCUACACUUCCAGAGAACAGCCGCUGCGUCUGGAGUCAUACUACUGCACCAACGGUGUAGCGACCAUGUUCGGUGGUCUCAUCGGCUAUGCAGUUGGCCACAUCAACUCUGGUCUACCAAAAUGGAUGUACGUCUUCUUGAUCUUCGGCUCCUGCUCCUUGGCUGCUGGUGUCUGGGCUCUACUUGCUCUACCCGAUCAGCCAUCGACCGCCAAAUUCUUGACCGAGCGCGAGCGUGCGGUGGCUGUUGAUAGGGUCGCUGUCAAUAGGCAGGGCGUGAAGAACCGCCACUUCAAGAAGGAUCAGGUGUUCCAGACACUUUAUGAUCCUAAGACCUGGAUUUUAUUUGUGAUGGCUGUGGGCGCUCAAGUACCCAAUUCAGCCAUUACUUCGUUCACGAGUCUGAUCAUCAAGGGCUUCGGCGUAGGCACACUUGGAACACAGUACCUACAGAUUCCAGGUGGUGCCAUUCAAUUCGCAGCAUUACUUGGAGGAGGAGUCAUCUGCUCAAGGUGGCCAAAUCUUCGUUGCCCGACCAUGAUCGCCGCGAACACCAUCUGUAUCGCUGGAGCGGCUAUGCUUGUCGGCGUCCCCGAAAAACAGAAAUGGGCACGUCUUGUCGGGUUGUGGCUGUGCUUCUUCCAAGGGCUGGGCUUCAGUAUGAGCUUGACCAUGGUUUCGUCGAACGUUGCUGGAUAUACCAAGAAGCAACUUACAGCUGCUAUCCUCUUCACUGGAUAUUGCGUCGGCAACAUCAUCGGACCACAGACAUUCAAGGCCAGCGAAGCACCGCAAUACCACUCAGCAUACAUUGCCAUGCUCGUGGGAUACAUGAUCAAGCUGAUCAUGGUGAUUGUGCUUUAUGUGUACAUGUGGUCAGUCAACAAGAAGCGUGAUCGGCAGGCAUUGCAGGAAGGCAUGACUACCGAAGACCAGGAGAAGGCUGCUAUCGAGAGUGGUAUGCAUGACAUGACUGAGCUUGACAAUAAGGGCUUCCGAUACUCGUUAUGA
Messenger RNA from Recurvomyces mirabilis, 1536 nucleotides. RefSeq lists its product as uncharacterized. NCBI's taxonomy places the organism in Eukaryota, Fungi, Ascomycota, Dothideomycetes, Mycosphaerellales, Teratosphaeriaceae. Gene Ontology annotation, biological process: transmembrane transport. The record is from RefSeq and is a predicted model, not a curated record. Gene Ontology annotation, molecular function: transmembrane transporter activity. The coding region runs from base 1 to 1536 and encodes 511 amino acids. Gene Ontology annotation, cellular component: membrane. The transcript has 3 exons.